Zychaea mexicana is the source of this 576-nucleotide messenger RNA. RefSeq lists its product as uncharacterized. The transcript has 2 exons. The record is from RefSeq and is a predicted model, not a curated record. Lineage: Eukaryota; Fungi; Mucoromycota; Mucoromycetes; Mucorales; Lichtheimiaceae. The coding region runs from base 105 to 530 and encodes 141 amino acids.
AGCAUGACAGUGCUGGCCGUCGCAGAAAGAAUUUUUUAAGGAGCCAAGAGCCUUUUUGAACAGGACCCCUGAUAAAUUCAACCUUUCUUACAAACAACAACACUAUGACCAAAGCUGUGAGUGCGAGGAAGAAUGUUCUUCUCAACAAUGGUCAGCGCUACGAAAUGUACAAACAUUACAAAAAGUCCUUCGAAUCAAGUUCAACGAAGAAUUUAGAAGAAUCAAACACAGAACAAGAUCAGAAACAAAACGACCCAGUGUCAAAGAAGGAUGGAAUGACAUAUGGAGAAUUGAUCAACUGGGCGGUCGAUCGGUAUAAGUUGGAAAAGCGACCCAACAAGUCAACCAUUUCGAAAAUGAUUUCGCGUAUGGAUGAAGAACGAGCGUUAGGCGGUCCAGAGCGGAAGCGCGGUGCUUCUCGUAUACAAAAGGGUCGCUUUCCGACAAAUAUGUAUAGGAAGUGGAGGAAGCUGUGUUGGAAUGGAUGGAUGUUAAUGAAAGCAAACGUUUACCGGUUACAUGGACCAUGAUUCUGCAAAAGGCAAACAGCGUAGCUGAACGGAGGGGUCUUGAAUU